Molecule: messenger RNA, 1590 nt
Organism: Bicyclus anynana (squinting bush brown)
Lineage: Eukaryota; Metazoa; Arthropoda; Insecta; Lepidoptera; Nymphalidae
Gene: wmd
Product: serine-threonine kinase receptor-associated protein
Exons: 8
Coding region: 114-1394 (426 amino acids)
Biological process (GO): spliceosomal snRNP assembly
Cellular component (GO): SMN complex
Molecular function (GO): protein binding; RNA binding
Source: RefSeq, a predicted model, not a curated record
UCACGUCAGUCGAUUGUCAACAUUCAGAACGAUCAGACUCAUUAGGUUAAUUUUUAAAAGAAACUAUUUUUGUUUAUUAAAAAGUACAACAAAUUUUAAAUUAUAAUAAUAAAAUGUCAACCUUAAAACAAGUUCCUCUAACAUGCGGUGGCCAUACUAGACCUGUAGUGCACUUGGAUUUUAGUGACGUUACAAAGGAUGGAUAUUUUUUGAUUUCGGCCUGCAAAGAUGGCAAACCCAUGUUGCGGCAAGGUGAGACUGGAGACUGGAUUGGAACUUUUGAAGGUCACAAAGGUGCUGUAUGGGGUGUAGCUUUAACACAAAACGCCAACUUAGCGGCCAGUGGAGCAGCAGAUUUCACAGCGAAACUGUGGGACGCGAGGUUCGGCGAAGUGGUGCACACGUUCGAGCACGAGCACAUCGUGAAGAGCGUCAACUUCAACUUUGACGACACCCUGCUGCUGACGGCCAGCAACGAGAAGAUCAUACGGGUCUUCGAUCUGAACAAGCCGGACGCGGGCCCUGUGGACAAAAUAGCCGCGCACACGAACAGCAUACGGCACGCCGUGUUCCUAAACAAAUCGCGCAUCGUCAGUGUCAGCGACGACCUCACCAUGCGCGUGUGGGACCGCUCCAGCGGACAGGAAGUACGAAAGGUAGAAUUCACUUCGAUCCCAAAUAGUUUAGAACUGUCCAGAGAUGGAGCUGUAUUGACUGUAGCCCACGGCACAACCGUGUCGUUCUACGCGUCGGACACGAUGCGCAAGAUGCGCGAGUUCUCCGUGCCCACCAAGUGCUACUCCGCGUCGCUGGCGCCCAGCCGCGCCACCUUCGUCUGCGGCGGCGAGGACCUCAAAGUGUACAAGUUUGACUACAACACUGGCACCGAACUCGGUAAGAUAUAUGUUUGUGUCCAGGCACAGGCACAACCGUGUCGUUCUACGCGUCGGACACGAUGCGCAAGAUGCGCGAGUUCUCCGUGCCCACCAAGUGCUACUCCGCGUCGCUGGCGCCCAGCCGCGCCACCUUCGUCUGCGGCGGCGAGGACCUCAAAGUGUACAAGUUUGACUACAACACUGGCACCGAACUCGAGUCAAACAAGGGUCACUUCGGGCCCGUGCACUGCGUGCGGUGGUCGCCGGACGGCGAGCUGUACGCCACGGGGUCGGAGGACGGCACGGUGCGGCUGUGGCAGGCGGUGCCGGGCCGCGUGUACGGGCUGUGGCGCCGCAGCAGCGACCACCAGCCCAUCGCCAACGGGUUCAAGGAGGUGGCCGCCAACUGACCCGCCCCAGACCUAUCCAGUGAUGAGGAGGAUAAUGUGCAAUCAAAAUCGAUCGCUUGGUGUUGAUACCGCGCGCCGUCGCGAAGAUAGCAGCCACCAAGUCGUUUGAUGUACAUACAACACGCCGAAGUGCGGGACGAACUAAAUAUCGAGACUUUUUACAUUAUGUCCAGUGUUUGUGUUGUUUAUUUUUUACCGCGAGACCUUUUUUAUACUCAAAACGUUGAAAUGUAAUGUAUUUAUUGUAUAAAAGAAACUGAAUAGACUUGAUAAUUUUAUGGAACAAAAUAAAUUUGUAAAUACUU